Molecule: messenger RNA, 1240 nt
Organism: Neolamprologus brichardi
Lineage: Eukaryota; Metazoa; Chordata; Actinopteri; Cichliformes; Cichlidae
Product: leukocyte surface antigen CD53-like
Cellular component (GO): plasma membrane
Source: RefSeq, a predicted model, not a curated record
AUGACUAGCGCCUGUGUGAACUGCCUGAAAUCUCUGGUGACAGCUCUGCACUUCCUCUGCUGGCUAAGCAACGCCUUUGUGGUGGCCUUUGGUGAAUUCAUGAUGAUGCACUCCAGGUUUGGCUCUCUAGUCACCUCCUUCUGGCCAAUCUACCCUGCCAACACUCUGGUGGUCACUGGUACCAUUGCUACCUGUGUGUGCUACUUGGGAGUGGUUGGAGGCAUGAGGGAGAACCGCUGCAUGCUCAUAAGCUUUUAUGUCCUGCUGUCCUUCCUGAUAUCUGUGGAGCUGGCUAUGGCCUGUGUGUUUUUUGUCUACAACAGAGAGAUUGGCACAUACUUUGAGAAAGAUCUGAUGCACAGCUUGGAGGUCUACAAGAUAUCGGGUCCAGGAGAAAAUCAGACACUCAAAGAUGACUUUGAUGCCAUCCAGUAUCUGUUUAAGUGCUGUGGAGUCCACGGUGUGGCAGACUGGGGGGGAAAUGUCCCAAUAUCCUGUUGUACUCUGGACCCUUGUAACGUCACUGACCAGCCCAACUGGCAAGAGGGUUGUGUUGGGAAACUGCAGGACUGGUUUGCCAAAAACUACCUAAGCACAGCGGCAGGAGUGGUCUCCAUGUUUAUCUUACAGUUUCUUUGCAUGUCUAUCACCCUCCCUCUCUUUUGCUGCUUUGCUGUACGUGGACAGGGUUACUGAAAAAGGUCCAGAGGAACUCUACCUGCAAUUCACAGAUACUUUCCACAUGUCAAGACGAUGCUUUUCCCUAUCUCAGCUUUUUAUUAAUCUGUUCCGAACACCAAAAAACCCACUGCUAUUUCCAUCCGUCAAAAAGGGAGCUAGCUGAUUAUCGCCAUUAAGAAUGUCAUAUGAGGUGACAGAUCAUUAAAUGUGAUACGGAGACGUGUAAUUGGAUAAAAAGUGAUGACAUGAUUGUGUUAGCACUAUUCCAACCCUGUAGGAUGUCAAGACAUUUUCUCCCCGUGAGUGCUGGGUGUUCACCACUUCCUUGUAUGUUAGACUUGAGAUAGACAAAAACCAUAGCAAAAGGACUCAAAAUCUUGUAGGUAGUGUAGUGGUUUUUAGUACUGACAUUUCACCCUCUCUUCUGUAAGAAUUAGCCAACACCACCUGUCUUAGAAAUGUCCUGCUUCUCUUCUAACUAAAGUCCUGGCUAACGUCACAUCCUGGUGUUUUUAAAGUGAAUCUGAGCAUCUUCCAUCUUCUACUGUUAUCAGCUCAG